AUGAAGAAAAAUCAUUUUGAAAAAUUAAAAAAAUUUUUAAAAAUUUUUAAAAAAUAUUUCCGCAGAUGUACAGCAGUUUAUGGCACUCCCACAAUGUUUAUUGAUAUGUUAGGCCACGAAGAGUACCCAUCUUUUGAUUAUUCCUCGAUCCAUUCUGGAAUAGUUGCUGGCGCUCCGUGUCCAGUAACUCUCUGUUCUCGACUUGUUAAUGAGUUGGGAAUGAAAAAUUUGCAGGUUGGUCACAUUAUGGAUCAUUUGGAAGCGGCUAUAGUCGAUGCGGAUGGAAAAAUCGUUCCGAGAGGGCAGAGGGGGGAUUUGCUUAUUCGAGGAUAUUCAUUAAUGUAUGGUUAUUGGGAUAAUGAGGAAGCAACACGUGCAGUUAUAGGGAAAGAUCGGUGGUAUAGGAGUGGUGAUAUCGGUGUCAUGAAUGAAAAUGGAACUGUUUCAAUCGUCGGUCGCUACAAGGAUAUGAUAAUACGUGGGGGUGAAAAUAUUUAUCCAACAGAAGUUGAACAAUUUAUUGAUAAACAUCCGGCGGUUGCUGAUGUGCAAGUUAUUGGAGUACCGGAUGAGCGGUUCGGGGAGGUUGUAUGUGCAUGGAUCCGACUGAAGAAUGGCGCUACCAUUACAGAAAGUGACAUUCGUGAAUAUUGUGCGGGGAAGAUUGCACACUAUAAAGUUCCAAAAUACAUUCUUUUCAAGGACAUAACCGACUUCCCAUUAACUGUGACUGGGAAGGUAAAGAAAUUUGAAAUGAGAGAAAUUUCAAAAAGAGAGCUUAAGCUGGAGAAUGUUAAAUCUCAUUUUAAUGAUGCAGGGAUGUAA
Meloidogyne enterolobii is the source of this 825-nucleotide messenger RNA. NCBI's taxonomy places the organism in Eukaryota, Metazoa, Nematoda, Chromadorea, Rhabditida, Meloidogynidae. The record is from the annotation of a GenBank genome assembly.